AUUUCCAAUCUGGGCAUGUAUGGCAUCAAGCAUUUUUCAGCUAUCAUUAACCCUCCUCAAGCCUGCAUUCUGGCUGUGGGUGGCUCAGAAAAGAGACUGCUGCCUGCAGACAACGAAAAAGGGUUUGAUGUGGCAAGCAUGAUGUCUGUGACUCUGAGCUGUGAUCACCGGGUGGUAGAUGGCGCUGUUGGUGCACAGUGGCUGGCCGAGUUCCGCAAGUUCCUGGAUAAACCGUUCACCAUGCUCCUGUGAGCAGGACGUUUAAAGGCUCCUGGCCCAAAAAAAAAAAAAAAACAGUGGACUUUAAGAUUUGGAGAGGUCUCUCUCAUUGGUUAUAUGCUUACCCUGGGAAUUAUAACAGGUGGUUCUCUCCCUCUUUUUUAUUUUCCUUAUCACUCACAUACUCCCUUUCAUAUACUGUAUUUUCAACAUUGCUUCCUAAAGCCUGAAGUAACCUCUCAACCCAAAGUCGUAAGUCAUUGUUAAGGUCAUUUUCUGUAGUUUCAGAGGAUAAUGCUGGAUAAUGCAAGGGUUUUCAUCUUCCUUCAGGAUAUUGUUACAAGCACCGUAAGUCUGUGUUUGCCAUUAGAUCAAAGAAUAAUGUCUGUGUCCAUGGCCAAGUCUCAUGGUCUGUACCUGCAAGCUUUGACUUGUUUCCAUGUAUCAAUGACACAUUCAUGGCACAAUAUGAGUAUCCUUAAUGUACAAGAAAAAGAAGAAAAGAUCUGGAGAUGUGUGUGCCAAAUAUUGUCUGACUACAAUUGAAAUUGAUUUAUGACACAUUAUUCAGUGCAUAGGUUUAUUUUCUGUAUUGCUGCAUAGUAGUCAUACAUUUGGACUGUCACUCCCUGAGUUAAAUAUGUGACGUAUUCAUGAUGGUUGUUCCACUGAGACUGUGUGAGGAUGCUUCACAGCGUCUUGGUAUGUGGGCAGAGUUUUGAUAUUGGCAAUUGUAUUUGUUACAUCUCUCACUCCAGACAAAGCACGUUAGUGCCUUUGCUCCUGUUUAUAGCAUUUUGGUGUUUCUUUUUAAAUGGUGGUUAUAUUUUCAAGUCAUUCUUUAAUGAAUAACGCACAAUUCAUGGGGUGAACUGCUGUUAUAAAUAAACCUAUGGAGAAACAAAAGAAAGGUUCCCAAAUGGAAUAAAA
Molecule: messenger RNA, 1149 nt
Organism: Sinocyclocheilus rhinocerous
Lineage: Eukaryota; Metazoa; Chordata; Actinopteri; Cypriniformes; Cyprinidae
Product: dihydrolipoyllysine-residue acetyltransferase component of pyruvate dehydrogenase complex, mitochondrial-like
Exons: 2
Coding region: 16-252 (78 amino acids)
Biological process (GO): pyruvate decarboxylation to acetyl-CoA
Cellular component (GO): pyruvate dehydrogenase complex
Molecular function (GO): dihydrolipoyllysine-residue acetyltransferase activity
Source: RefSeq, a predicted model, not a curated record